AUGCCAAAGUUGCAGAAGCGUUAUAUUCACACGGACGGAUUUGUGCACAUGUCUCGGGAUCAGGAAGGUGAAGGUGAAGGUGAAGGUGAAGGUGAAGGUGAAGGUGAAGGUGAAGGUGAAGGUGAAGGUGAAGGUGAAGGUGAAGGUGAAGGUGAAGGUGAAGGUGAAGGUGAAGGUGAAGGUGAAGGUGAAGGUGAAGGUGAAGGUGAAGGUGAAGGUGAAGGUGAAGGUGAAGGUGAAGGUGAAGGUGAAGGUGAAGGUGAAGGUGAAGGUGAAGGUGAAGGUGAAGGUGAAGGUGAAGGUGAAGGUGAAGGUGAAGGUGAAGGUGAAGGUGAAGGUGAAGGUGAAGGUGAAGGUGAAGGUGAAGGUGAAGGUGAAGGUGAAGGUGAAGGUGAAGGUGAAGGUGAAGGUGAAGGUGAAGGUGAAGGUGAAGGUGAAGGUGAAGGUGAAGGUGAAGGUGAAGGUGAAGGUGAAGGUGAAGGUGAAGGUGAAGGUGAAGGUGAAGGUGAAGGUGAAGGUGAAGGUGAAGGUGAAGGUGAAGGUGAAGGUGAAGGUGAAGGUGAAGGUGAAGGUGAAGGUGAAGGUGAAGGUGAAGGUGAAGGUGAAGGUGAAGGUGAAGGUGAAGGUGAAGGUGAAGGUGAAGGUGAAGGUGAAGGUGAAGGUGAAGGUGAAGGUGAAGGUGAAGGUGAAGGUGAAGGUGAAGGUGAAGGUGAAGGUGAAGGUGAAGGUGAAGGUGAAGGUGAAGGUGAAGGUGAAGGUGAAGGUGAAGGUGAAGGUGAAGGUGAAGGUGAAGGUGAAGGUGAAGGUGAAGGUGAAGGUGAAGGUGAAGGUGAAGGUGAAGGUGAAGGUGAAGGUGAAGGUGAAGGUGAAGGUGAAGGUGAAGGUGAAGGUGAAGGUGAAGGUGAAGGUGAAGGUGAAGGUGAAGGUGAAGGUGAAGGUGAAGGUGAAGGUGAAGGUGAAGGUGAAGGUGAAGGUGAAGGUGAAGGUGAAGGUGAAGGUGAAGGUGAAGGUGAAGGUGAAGGUGAAGGUGAAGGUGAAGGUGAAGGUGAAGGUGAAGGUGAAGGUGAAGGUGAAGGUGAA
Molecule: messenger RNA, 1080 nt
Organism: Penaeus indicus
Lineage: Eukaryota; Metazoa; Arthropoda; Malacostraca; Decapoda; Penaeidae
Exons: 2
Source: RefSeq, a predicted model, not a curated record